AUGGUUACUAGAAGGAAUGAUGAUGCGCUUGCAGCGGCCUUGACCUUGUUGGCUGGUGCCAUUCUGCAAAUGAAUACUGGUGAUCGGGAGCGUGAUGCUGAUGAGUUACGUGCUUUAGGGAAGUUCCAGAAGAACAAUCCGCCAACUUUUGAAGGAGCUCAUGAACCUAACAAAGCUCAAGAGUGGUUGAAGGCGAUUGAGAAAAUCUUUCGAGUUAUGAACUAUUCCGAUGCGCAAAAGGUGCAGUUUGGCACUCAUAUGCGUGAGAAAGAAGCUAAGGAUUGGUGGCACAACACUGUUCAGAGAUUUGAUGAGGAUGGCAUUGAAGUGACUUGGACACUUUUCCCUGAGUAUGCUGCAAAGUUUGAGGAGUUGAUCAAAUUUUCUCCCCAUUACAAUACUGCUAAUGCUGAGAGAUCCAAGUGUCUUAAGUUUAUGAAUGGCUUGAGACCUAAUAUCAAGAAGGCAAUGGGUUACCAACAAAUUACGAGAUUUUAUGAGUUGGUUAACAAGAGUAGGAUCUAUGAUGAUGAUAGAUGUGAGAGUACUGCUCAUUACAAGUCCUUGUAUGAUAAGAAAGGAAAUGGGCAAUUCCGAGGGAAGUCGUAUGAUGGUAAGAAGAAAGCUGGUGAUGGCAAGAAGCCGAGUGAAGGAGGAUCUCACACUCUUGUCUGUAGUACCCCAAAAUUUUCCCUCCAUUUUUGUUUUUCAUCUAACCCAUAA
Molecule: messenger RNA, 723 nt
Organism: Lathyrus oleraceus (garden pea)
Lineage: Eukaryota; Viridiplantae; Streptophyta; Magnoliopsida; Fabales; Fabaceae
Exons: 2
Coding region: 1-723 (240 amino acids)
Source: RefSeq, a predicted model, not a curated record